AAAUAAUUGCAGAUAAGUUUUUUAAAAACGCAAAUAUUGCAGAUUAUCAGACUAUUAUAUCAAUACCUGUGCCCAUGCACCGUUAUGCGCAUUGAAACAUGCAGAAGUAACGAUCGUGCGGCAACAUUUGAGUGGAAUAGCUACAAACAGUAAGCAUGAGCGUUUACCCGGAAAGCAGUGUUGUUGUUAAUCAACAAGUUCCAAAUAUGUACCCUGCUCCUAUGACAACAACAGUUGUGCUGCAACAACCUCAACAAGCGCCUGGCAAACUUGUGUGUAGCAGGGAGGGCCAUAGAGGCUGGAGCUCUGGAAUGUUCGCUUGUGGAGAUGACGUCACUAAUUGUUGUUUAGCAGUGUUUUGUCAGGAGUUAGUUCUGAUGGACAUUUCGAGGAGAACAGGUGAGAACGUAUGUGUGACAUGUUGUGUACCAGGAGGUCUGCUGGCAAUCAGAGCACGACUACGAACACUUGGUGGAAUACAGGGUUCCAUAUGCGAGGAUUACCUGUCCCUAUCGUGCUGUUACCUUUGUGCCUUGUGUCAGAUGCAAAGGGAGUUGGACAGCAUGGGCUUGUGAUAUGGUUAUACAACUCUCUUACAAGUUUUCACCAAGUUGUGCCUACGAAAUUAUUGAAUGACAUUUUGAUAAUAUAAUGCACCUUUCUUUUAAUUCGACUUUUCAGAUAUCACUUACAAGUUUGAUUGUAGAGAACUCCAUUAAUUUAUAUAAAAAAUAGUUAGUGUAUAGUGCUGUUUGUAAAAAUUAAAAAAAAAAACAUCUUGGUUCCGUUA
Ruditapes philippinarum (Manila clam) is the source of this 790-nucleotide messenger RNA. Its product is annotated as cornifelin homolog A-like. The transcript has 4 exons. The record is from RefSeq and is a predicted model, not a curated record. Bases 156 to 575 code for a protein of 139 amino acids. Lineage: Eukaryota; Metazoa; Mollusca; Bivalvia; Venerida; Veneridae.